UCACCACACCCAAACUCUUUCUUUCCACCUCUCUCAUCUCACCAACUUCUCACUUAUCUACCACAGAUCUUUAUUAAAUUUUCUGUACUUCUCCUCCAACUUUCUUCUGUAAUGGAUCUUCUAAAUUCUCUGUUUAAUCUAGUAGUGCCUCCAGGAAGCUUGUUCAUGCUAGCAUUUGCAUGGCCAACCUUGUGUUUCAUUGAAGCUUGUGAAUGGCUUUAUCAUACCUUCAACUCUGAAACCAUGGAAGACAAAGUUGUCAUCAUAACUGGAGCUUCUUCUGGGAUUGGAGAGCAAAUUGCCUAUGAAUAUGCAAAGAGAGGGGCUAAUCUUGUGUUGGUCGCUAGAAGAGAGAAUCGACUCAGGGGAAUUAAUGAGAAGGCGAGGCAUAUGGGAGCAGGGCAUGUCUUGGUCAUAGCAGCAGAUGUUGUAAAGGAAGAAGAAUGUAGAAGAUUCAUUGAUGAAACAAUAAGUUUUUUCGGUCGUGUUGAUCAUCUAGUAAACACAGCAAGCUUGGGACACACCUUCUACUUCGAUGAAGCCACAGACACUUCUGUGUUUCCUAUUAUCAUGGACAUUAAUUUCUGGGGAAAUGUAUAUCCAACAUAUGUGGCUCUUCCAUUCCUAAGACGAACUCAUGGUCGAGUAGUUGUUAAUGCAUCGAUCGAGAGCUGGUUACCUAUGCCAAGAAUAAGCCUAUAUUCUGCAGCAAAGGCAGCUGUAAUAAACUUUUACGAGACAUUAAGGUUCGAAGUGGAAGAUGAUGUUGGAAUAACAAUUGCAACACAUGGUUGGAUAGGAAGUGAGAUGACUAGAGGGAAGGUCAUGCUAGAGCAGGGUACAGAGAUGCAAUGGAAGGAAGAAAGAGAAGUGCCGGUCAACACCGGAGGGCAUGUGGAACACUAUGCAAGGUUGAUCGUAGCGGCCGCUUGCCGAGGAGAUGCAUAUGUAAAGUACCCAAAUUGGCAUGAUGUAUUUAUGGUUUACAAGGUGUUUGCACCCAAUAUCUUAUUGUGGACAUUUCGUUUGCUCUUCACAACUAGUCCAAGAAGAACCUCCUUUAUUGGCACUGGAAGCAGAAAUCUUCUGGAGGGCUCCCCACCAAGGCCUGGAAGACCUCUCUUAGAGACACCUCCUCCAAGGAAGCUUAUUGCAUCUGGGUAGGCCUUUAGCCACAAACAUGAUCACUAUCCCCCAAUUCUCAUAAUAUAAUGUUUGGAGUUUGUAUCAGAUUUUAUAUGUUUGUCCUAAUGAGUACUAAUAAAUUCUGGGCUCUACUAUGUUAAUAAACAUAUCAGUACAUAAAAAACAAUAAGAUUGUAUUAAAGCAA
This is a messenger RNA of Macadamia integrifolia, 1331 nucleotides long. RefSeq names its product 11-beta-hydroxysteroid dehydrogenase B-like. The coding region runs from base 112 to 1164 and encodes 350 amino acids. The record is from RefSeq and is a predicted model, not a curated record. Gene Ontology annotation, molecular function: oxidoreductase activity. The transcript is spliced from 6 exons. NCBI's taxonomy places the organism in Eukaryota, Viridiplantae, Streptophyta, Magnoliopsida, Proteales, Proteaceae.